This is a messenger RNA of Darwinula stevensoni, 1271 nucleotides long. Lineage: Eukaryota; Metazoa; Arthropoda; Ostracoda; Podocopida; Darwinulidae. The record is from the annotation of a GenBank genome assembly.
AGUGUGCGGCGACAUGAUAACGUUAUGUGAAUCGGAGUUUCCGGGUAGGAACAAGGGAAAAACUCUCCUAUAAUGGGAACAAUGAGACUUUCCCUUGGAAAACGUCCAGUUGUAAACCAAGCCUCGUCACGUACCAUCCACCUGUCCGUUCCCACGUUCUCCCUAUAUAUUCCUUCGGCAACUCGGAUUUUUACACGCAGCUGCUCAAGCAACUUCUCUUCAACCACUUAUAUUUUUAUCCUUCGCCUCCACACUCUCCUCUCUACCCUGUCAUGAAAUUGAAGGGUGUUGUAUUUGUGUCCCUGCUCCUGGAACUGGUUUGCUUCGUGGGCACUUCCGUGUCCCAGGAAUGUGGCGAGGUGCUCACGGAACCCUAUGGGGAUAUCAAGUCUCCUGGAUAUCCCAGUUCCUAUCCCCCUAACGUCAAUUGUCACUGGGAAAUCCACGCUCCAGCAACUCGUAAAAUCAUCCUCACAUUCAUUGACUUCUUAAUUGAGGAAUCCGUGGAUUGCCUUUCUGGCGAUUACCUCACCGUUUCCGAUCAAGAAGGAGAGCAAAAAGAAUUUUGUGGCCAAGAUCAUCCCUGGACGAUCGAAUCGAUUGGGAACACACUUUCCAUCACUUUUAACUGCGAUUCCGACGAUCAACAGGGAUUCCGAUUUUACUUGGCCUAUGUCACUGUGUCCAAAUGCGGAGAAGGCUGGCAAGAGUUUGGGGAGCAUUUAUACACUAGGGAGGAGCAGUUGUUCGUUCAGGAGCGAGCGCAGACUCCUACUGUUUGGGUUGGGGCAACAAACACCGGAGAUUUAUCGGUGAAUCCUUUGGACUUGGAAUUCCUCGACGGGACACCCACCGAUUACCAUAACGUGUGGGAGUAUGAGGUAUGGUCCCCUCUUCACUCGUGCCCAGGGGGAGGAUGCGGAAUCCUCUUGGUCCCAGAUCGUAAAGCCUUGUCUCACUGCGAGGACUCUGGAGGUGCUAUCCUUUCCAUUGGUGGUGACGAAGUUAAUCACAUGAAUGUAGCACUUAUCCUUGAACCUGACGAACGCUUCCCGCAUCCCCUUCCGAAGUGGACGGAAUUUUGGGUAGGCUUGAGGCUAGAUGUGACGGAAGAGUGGACUUGGGUGGAUGGGUCUCGGGUUCAAGUGGAUCGUUGGGAGGAUGGGUAUCCCACUGACGACGGUGGCGAAUGCGUUGUCAUGACCACAUCCUCGUGGGAUGAACUCCCGAAAGGUGAACCUGCGUCCUACGUAUGCAAGAAGUCGCCCUGA